AAAAAAACUUCCGCGUAACUUCCGCGUCGCCGUUGUGUUCAGUUGUGAUUGGAAGUGUAGUUCACUGAAAAGCGAUGGAAAUUUAGGGACCAUUUCUUUGUUCUUCGACUUUUUAUACAACCUUGUCCGUCCGUGUUAUCCUAUGCCCAGCAGAGCCCGAGCGACAGACUAAAACGGGGGCGAGGAAGCUAGCUGUGUAGCUAGUCACUUUGACCGGUGGUCUGUCAGUGGCUGCGGGGCCACUUUGUGCAGAAUGGAUUGUCUAUGUGAAAUAGUUCAAGGCUUGGCCGCGUUGGCAGCUCUGGGACUAAUUGUGGUGCUCGUAAUAGCACACAUUACUGCUGGGAUGGUGAACCAGACACGGCACGAGAAGGAGAAAUAUUUCCUCACUGCGACAGGAGAGAAGGAGCUCUUCCCCAGCCUGCACGAGCCCCACUCCACAGAGCUGUCUGUGGUGAUCCCGGCCUACAACGAGGAGCUCCGAAUGCCAGUGAUGUUGGAUGAAGCUAUGGAGUAUUUGGAAAACAGACAGAAACAAAAGCCGUCAUUUACCUUUGAGGUCAUUGUAGUUGAUGAUGGCAGCAAAGACAAAACCACAGAGGUUGGUUUGCGGUACACGAGGAAGUAUGGCGCAGAUAAAGUCCGGGUCCUGACACUGGUGAACAACAGGGGAAAAGGAGGAGCUGUGCGAAUGGGAACUCUGAGCUCCAGAGGGAAGGUUAUUCUGAUGGCAGAUGCUGAUGGAGCCACAAAGUUUUCUGACCUUGAAAGAGUGGAAGCAGGACUUAAUGACCUCCUACCUAAUCCGGGUAACAUGGCAAUUUCCUGUGGUUCCAGAGCUCAUCUGGAGAAAGAGUCUGUAGCACAGCGCUCUGUGUUUCGUACCUUUCUUAUGUAUGGAUUCCACUCGCUUGUGUGGUUCUUUUGUGUGAGAGGGAUCAAGGACACACAGUGUGGCUUCAAGCUUUUCACACGCGAGGCUGCACUUAAGACCUUCUCUUCUCUUCAUGUCGAGCGAUGGGCAUUUGAUGUGGAGCUCCUAUACAUUGCCAAUUGUUUUAAAAUCCCCAUAGCAGAGGUGGCAGUCAACUGGACUGAAAUAGAGGGGUCCAAGAUCGUUCCAUUCUGGAGCUGGCUGCAAAUGGGAAGAGACCUCGUUUUCAUUCGCCUGCGCUACAUCACCGGCGCAUGGAAACUGGAGUCGCCGACUAAGACUGACUAGCCAAUCAGACGAGCCCUGGUGUCAUAGAGACAGCCUAUGAUAGGGCCAUCGAACCUUUGGAAGAGGUGGGAUUAACAGCUGGGUCACAUACGCUGUACUCAGCCACAAAGUGCACUAUGUCACAUCCUUUUUCCUUUCCAUCAUUGGUUGUGAGGUAUUGACACAGGUGUGAAUUCCUCAUGGUCCUGCCUUUGUUUUUUAAAUCAGCUUUUGGCUUGUGAUGGCCGCUGUUACAUGGACAUUUGUGUGGCCCCAGCUUACAGGAUGCCAGUAUGACUGAUUCAUUAAGUUACAUCACAUUUACUCUGUGGGCAGUCAGUUGUGAGAAGCGGAGGGGCUUCUAUGAUGAUGUGCGUCAUGAAUGUGCCUAUGAGUUUUACCAUAAUGAAGAGAUUGUACUGAGGAAUCAUGACCUUGGGUUGAUGAUCUGGAUAAUCUGAGCUAUAAUUAAAAAAAAACCUUGUAAACAACUCAUUUCAUUAUCAAUAAUAUUUUAGUUGAUUAGCCCAUUUUAAACCAAAAUGUCAAACAUUUUAGACUUGUCUUUAAGAUAAACUAAGUACUUGUAAGGUUUGUUCCUUGAUAAAGUCAUUAUUACUCCUAAAGCUUUAAAUCACAUUGAAGCAGAAUGUGAGGAGUUUUUCCACUUUGUUAAACACUGAUAACAUGCGGGACAUGUGCUGUGAUCUCCUGUCAGUCUGCUUCCUGUCACUUUGCAGGGUUUCACAACGAGCCUCACCCUCUCUGUGUAAUCCUUUGUCACGUAUUGAUGUUAAACUGAAAAAUCUGGUAGAUGCACCAUUCUAACGCAGGUUAACAGCCUGGUGACACUGGCUCUAAAUGUAACGCAGCUGUAUAUAAUUGUAUGUGUUAGUGGUCUAGAGUCCAGAAAGAGGAAGAAACCCAGGAUCACGUUGUUUAAAGCCAAAGUCUUCCUUUUGUCAGUCUGCUAAAACCUAUGUGGACAUCUCCUUGGAACGUGUUCAGCACGCGUUUUUGCGGGCUGAGUAAGUCGGCGCUGUUUUCUUAUGCAAGCCUGAGGUCUACGGCUCGCGCUGACGCGAGCGUCUCUGGGGCCUCACGGAGCCCCGGGGAGCGCAUCCGGUUUGCGCCCCGCGUGUCUGUCGCCUGAGCGCAGACGGGCAGGACCCAGACGCGGUGACUCAUCUUCCUCCGCCCGUUUCUAGUUUCCUGCCUCUGUAAAAAGGUAACGA
Betta splendens (Siamese fighting fish) is the source of this 2436-nucleotide messenger RNA. It is a transcript of the gene alg5, whose product is annotated as ALG5 dolichyl-phosphate beta-glucosyltransferase. Bases 254 to 1222 code for a protein of 322 amino acids. Gene Ontology annotation, cellular component: endoplasmic reticulum membrane. Lineage: Eukaryota; Metazoa; Chordata; Actinopteri; Anabantiformes; Osphronemidae. The record is from RefSeq and is a predicted model, not a curated record. The transcript is spliced from 10 exons.